AUGGCGGCCAGAGUCCUCCCGCUCCUCCUCCUUGUGGGGCUCCUCUCCAUCUGGGCUGGGAAGCUGUCUGCAACAGAAGCGAAAGGGAUCUGCCGGCUACCUAUGGUAAGGGGAAACUGCCUGGCCCUGAUUCCCCGCUGGUACUACAACUGGGAGGCCCGGAGAUGCCAGCGCUUCGAAUAUGGAGGCUGCGGGGGGAACGCCAAUAACUUCAAGACGGAGGAGGAUUGCAAGAAGGCCUGCAAAGGAAUCAGCUGUAGGAAUCCUGCAGGUGUAGGAAUCAGCUGUCAGGUGCCAUCUGCAGGUGGAUAA
Messenger RNA from Heteronotia binoei (common prickly gecko), 312 nucleotides. RefSeq names its product kappaPI-actitoxin-Avd3d-like. Lineage: Eukaryota; Metazoa; Chordata; Lepidosauria; Squamata; Gekkonidae. The record is from RefSeq and is a predicted model, not a curated record. Bases 1 to 312 code for a protein of 103 amino acids. Gene Ontology annotation, molecular function: serine-type endopeptidase inhibitor activity. The transcript has 3 exons.